CUUGAAGAAUGGAAAGAAGUGUGGAAGAAAAAUGCGGAAGAUCUGGUGCUGAAGACGUUUCCUCAAAGGAUUAUGGAAAUCGACCAGUUGAUCAAUGUACGUGUUAUAGAUGAUUGGAUUUCUCUCUCUCGCACUAUAUGGAUCCCCGUUUUCAACUUAGCAGGUUACCGGACAUCGCGGUUAAAAUCAAUGUCCCGGUUCCUGACUUCAUUGGCUCGGGUGAUAAUGAGCUGUCCAUUACAUGUGCUGAAAUUUUCAGGCACGAAGGUGAUGGCAUUCAUCAACGGUGUUGUAUCGUCGAACAGUCAUAUCAUUGAAAUGACUGAAAUCGUCAAACCGGUGGUGCGUGAGGCGGUGGAAAGCGUGAACAAAGUGAAAAUGUGGAUAUUGUUCCUAAUUCCGCGCAUUGAAGACGGAAACAAUUUUGGCGUAUCGAUUCAGGAAGACACGUUGUCAGAAGUGCGAACCGUUGAAGCAGAAGCUGCUUCAUUUCUUGAUCAGAUUUCUCGCUACCUGGUAGCUCGCGGAAAGUUGGUGUCGAAAGUGGCCAAGUACCCACACGUGGAGGACUACCGCAAAGCCAUAGUGGAUCUUGAUGAAAAAGAAUUCAUCAACUUACGUCUGGUGUUGAUGGAAGUUCGCAAUCACUACGUGAGUGCAUAUCUCUUAGUUCUGCACUUUUUAUUUAAAGUCUCGAAAUCCUUUCGCGAUGAAUCAAAAAGUCACAAA
Soboliphyme baturini is the source of this 729-nucleotide messenger RNA. The record is from the annotation of a GenBank genome assembly. NCBI's taxonomy places the organism in Eukaryota, Metazoa, Nematoda, Enoplea, Dioctophymatida, Soboliphymatidae.